Ruditapes philippinarum (Manila clam) is the source of this 1316-nucleotide messenger RNA. RefSeq lists its product as uncharacterized. The record is from RefSeq and is a predicted model, not a curated record. NCBI's taxonomy places the organism in Eukaryota, Metazoa, Mollusca, Bivalvia, Venerida, Veneridae. The coding region runs from base 297 to 1316 and encodes 339 amino acids. The transcript is spliced from 2 exons.
UUUAGACAAAUUGAUCCCAUACUCAUUUGUCAAUCAAUACGUCGGCGAAUUUAGCUCAGAAGGCCCUGAUGUACAAAGGCAACAGACAUCAGCUUCAGAAGGAUUAGAUGAAGAGUCCUAUCAAAAACUUCAAAGCUGUAUUUCAAAACACUCUGAGGUUUUGAUGAAAAAACACAAGUUCUUGUCAAUUAUAUCUGCAUCCUCAAAUAGGUCAAAAGGAUUUGGUGCUUCUUGGAAAUUGCUUCCGCAAAAAUGUAUUGUCCUUUACGUCCAGACAAAGAAUUUCAUUCCAAUUGAUGAAGAACCAUUUAGAAACAAAUUAUGACGGCAUUCCAGUUGAUGUAAGAGAAGGUGCCUUUAUUCCAUUCGGACGUACUGCCAAAGACCUGCUUGACCCUGUUAAAAUGGGAAGUCAAAUAGGUGGAGACAUUAUUGAAGGAACUCUUGGGUUUUUCAUAGAUCAUCCUCAAUUUGGAAUUUGUGGACUGACAUGUGCACAUGUUCUUUUAACACGAUGGGAGAUGACUCAACUUAAAACAAAUCAUAGCGGUACGUUGAAAUGGCCAUUACAUAGAAUGUGCAAAAAUGUAUAUCAGCCUGCUGACAAACGGUCUGUACUAGGACACACUGUUCAAGUUAUUUACAAAGAAGGUUCAGACGAAAAUUGUGGAAUGGAAUUAGCUUUGUUCAGAAUCACGGACAGACAUCCCAAAUCUCCAAGUUUCCCCGAUGAGACAGGAUCAAAUGUUGCUACAAAUAUUAAAUACGACAGUUGGCGAAUGUGUAGCACAGACAGACUGAAUAAGAAGGAGGAUGCUCAUGUCAUAAAAUUUGGAUCAAAAACCGAAAUAACUCAUGGCAUAAUGAAAUUUGAUACUAUCUCAGUAAAAUUAUUGGAUAAAUACCCAUUUGUUCAUGAAUAUGCCCCGAUAAAACUUUUUAAGCAAAUUGAAGUUGCAGCUCCUUCAAAUGGCAUUCCUUUUGCUGAAAAGGGCGAUUCAGGUGCGCCUGUGUUCGUUGUUGAGAAAAAUUCACAGACUAAAUGUAUAGGGAUUAUAGAGGGAGGUACAUCAUACGGGACAGUAGUCGUCACACCUAUCGUCCCUAUUUUAGCAGAACUAGAUGUACCUUGUUUAAAAAGUUUUGACACAGAAAAAGAAUUGUCAAAUAUUCAAGAUAAAAUAGAUAAUUUAGAAACACAGAUGAAAACAAUUGGUAGUGACAUACAGACGAUAAAACAAAUUUUGUCGAAUGGUCCACACAAUAUUGAUUCAUCAAUGACAAACUCGCCAAAUGCUCAACAUGGUCAUGCUUGA